GGUAUUAUGAUCGCAUGCCACGAUGAUGAGACCUCUAUUGAAGACCUUAUCACCUUGACCGACGUCAAAUCAUUUGCGCAGUUCGGUAACGACCCGGCAUCCGGCAACAGCAUUGUGAAUUUUCGGUUCGAUCUACCUAUCGAUGCCCCAAAAGUACUAGGCGGCAUCAGAUAUCUCCCACAGUCAGGGCUGAUUACAGGCUCUGCCUGUGAAACUCCAAGUCCAGGGUAUUUCAACAACCAAAGGACGGCCAAGGCAUUCUGUGAGAUGGCAUACUGGCUAGAAGCAGAAUUCCGACUCAAGGAACGGCAGGUUGGUUGCCUCACUAGGCCCGUCGAGGUCGCUGAUUUUUAUCAACAUCUCCACAUCUCGAUCCAGCGGCCCUUUCACUUCUCUCACAAGGUGACUACUGGAUAUUUUUCGAAGUGUUGCCAUGAGACGGCGAUCAACUACUCCUUGAUACUUGGACAAUUGGAGCCAUGCCGAACGGUCCACGAUGAAGAGACCAAUGGAAUUCGAUAUGUGUCACUCCCAAUGACUCUUGCCAUGAAUACCCCGAGCAUGGCUGACUGCUUCUUGCCCUGGGACACCAGACAAUCCUUGAAAUGUUACAUCAGUUGCAGGUGGGAAAUGAAGACCUCCUUUUCCACGACCAAGGAUACCAAGCUCGACAGUGGGAAGCUCAUCUUCGAGUCAAUCAAGACAACACCAACUGAGCAUUGUUGUGUCUACUUCCGGCCUACCACAAACUCCGGCUUAUCUCACAAUUACGCCGCCAUCUCUCAGAUUGAUCUCACUGUACCUAAAUUCAUCAAGGAGCCCACCAGUCGAUGGGGGCUAUUGUCAAGGCAAUAUAGUUUACAAAUUUCCCUCGCCUUU
This is a messenger RNA of Cladophialophora psammophila CBS 110553, 879 nucleotides long. RefSeq lists its product as uncharacterized. The annotation marks the transcript as partial. NCBI's taxonomy places the organism in Eukaryota, Fungi, Ascomycota, Eurotiomycetes, Chaetothyriales, Herpotrichiellaceae. The transcript has a single exon. The record is from RefSeq and is a predicted model, not a curated record.